GGGCCGGGGCGCGCUAAGUUUCUCCCGGUCCCUGCGGUCCCCCCCGGCGGGAGCCCGGCUCUUCUCCUGGGCUGCUCCUCUAAGUCAUUCAAGCUGUACUCGCCAAAGGAGCCCCCCAACGGCAACGCCUUCCCCCCUUUCCACCCGGGCACCAUGCUGGAUCGAGAUGUGGGACCUACCCCCAUGUACCCGCCGACGUACCUGGAGCCCGGGAUAGGGAGGCACACGCCGUACGGGAACCAGACUGACUACAGGAUAUUCGAGCUGAACAAGCGGCUGCAGAACUGGACAGAGGAAUGUGACAAUCUCUGGUGGGACGCCUUUACCACGGAGUUCUUUGAGGACGACGCUAUGCUAACGAUCACCUUCUGCCUGGAGGAUGGACCAAAGAGAUACACCAUCGGUCGGACUCUGAUUCCCCGUUACUUCCGCAGCAUCUUUGAGGGGGGGGCCACGGAGCUGUACUACGUCCUCAAGCACCCCAAGGAGUCCUUCCACAACAACUUCGUCUCGCUGGACUGCGACCAGUGCACCAUGGUGACCCAGCACGGCAAGCCCAUGUUCACGCAGGUGUGCGUGGAGGGACGGCUCUACCUGGAGUUCAUGUUCGACGACAUGAUGAGGAUAAAGACGUGGCACUUCAGCAUCCGGCAGCAUCGGGAGCUCAUUCCCCGCAGCAUCCUCGCCAUGCACGCACAGGACCCCCAGAUGCUGGACCAGCUGUCCAAGAACAUCACCCGCUGCGGGCUGUCCAACUCCACCCUCAACUACCUCCGGCUCUGCGUCAUCCUGGAGCCGAUGCAGGAGCUGAUGUCGCGGCACAAGACCUACAGCCUCAGCCCCCGCGACUGCCUCAAGACCUGCCUGUUCCAGAAGUGGCAGCGGAUGGUGGCUCCGCCAGCCGAACCGGCACGGCAGCAGCCCAGCAAGCGCCGGAAACGGAAGAUGUCGGGGGGCAGCACCAUGAGCUCCAGCGGUGGCAACGCGAACAACAGCAACAGCAAGAAGAAGAGUCCGGCCAGCACCUUCGCCCUGUCCAGUCAGGUACCUGAUGUGAUGGUGGUGGGCGAGCCUACGCUGAUGGGGGGCGAGUUCGGAGACGAGGACGAGCGGCUCAUCACCCGGCUGGAGAACACGCAGUUCGACGCCGCCAACGGCAUCGAUGACGAGGACAGCUUCAACAACUCGCCCGCGCUGGGCGCCAACAGCCCCUGGAACAGCAAGCCGCCUUCCAGCCAGGAGAGCAAGUCGGAGAACCCAACGUCGCAGGCCUCCCAGUAACGCCCGCCCGCCGCCCAGCCCACGCCGGCCAGGCCCAGCCACCCGGACGCUUGCCAAGGAAAGGGACUGGGAAGCGGAUCGGUGCCGCCUGGUACCAGGGCAUGGGGCCCCCGGCCCUGCCAGCCGCCCAGCCCCCGCUCUCUGCACUCCUGCCUUCCCAUGGGGCCCAUUCUCUCCCCCACGCAGGGCUGGGGUCAUUAUAUCCACCCCCCAGCCCAUGUUCCCCGGCCUGCCCUUGCCAAACGGGGGAGCCUGGCCCUGGGGAGAGGGGAGUCUGCUUCCGUGGCUCCCACCCAUUACCACCUGACCCCCUCCUUCGAUGGGGAAACCAGCAGCCGGCGAGCGCCCGGGGACUAGGGUUGGGGCUCCCCGAGUUGCGGUACACUGAGGCAGGGUGCGAUCGGGAGCGAAGUGAGUGCGUCGCUCCAGCCCCAUAACCCACGAAGCGGCUGCUUCUCCCAUCCCCCUCUGAGCUGGCCUGGUGCAGCCUGCAAGCAUCCCCUACGCGGGGCAGGUAGCCAUUCGGGAGGCUCGACUCGGACUGUCGUGCCCCCCUCUGGCCGCUGGGGAGGUGGGAGCCAGGCAGGGCUGGGAGAGGUUUUGCCCUCGGGCCGAGGUGGAGCUGUGUGUGUAUAUAGAAACCUGCCAUGGAGAGGAAUCCCCUUAAACCUGGGGCUGGGAAGGGAGGAGGGGUCAGAGGCCGAAAUGGAAAAGUGCCCCAAGUCCACACCUGGUUUCCUCACUGUUCCUCUCGCUCUGUGUGUGUCGGCCUGGGCCCCGCCUGGCCCCGGGCUCCUGGGCUCCCCCAACUGGUUUUUUUUAAAUAAUAUUAAAAUUGUAAGUUUAAAAAAAAAGCCCCCCCUCCCCCACACUCCUUCACCCUGAUCUCCCCCCCGCCCCUCCCCAACCUGCCCUGAUUUUUGUACAGGCCUCUGGAUCGCUUGGGAGUCGUGUUUUCUACCGUUCAGAGAGCUUCAGACCCAGGAGAGACUUUGCAGACUUCCUUUCCAAUCCCUCCAGGGGCGGGGGGGGCCCCCACCCCCUCCAUGUAAAUCUUGUGUGGUGUAGUCCCCCCCCCCGGGUUUGUGUACCUCGUGCUUGUACAUUUCCGCGCUGUAGACGGUGUAUGAUCCUGUUCUUUCAAUGUGUUCUCACUAGAGCAGCUGCCUCCUUUGAUGUUAGGGGAAACCAGAAGAAUAAUAACGAUUUUUAAAAGGAAAA
This is a messenger RNA of Chelonoidis abingdonii (Abingdon island giant tortoise), 2502 nucleotides long. RefSeq names its product LIM domain binding 1 (gene LDB1). Lineage: Eukaryota; Metazoa; Chordata; Testudines; Testudinidae. The record is from RefSeq and is a predicted model, not a curated record.